AUGGAUAAUCGUGAAGUUGCAAUCCAAAACGCUAUCCGCGAUCUUAAUGCUGGUGUUUUUACAAGUCAGCGAGCUGCCUGUCAGGCCUGGGGCGUCCCUCGCUUAACUCUACAAGGCCGUCUCGCUGGUCGCGCGCCCAACGCGAUAGCUCAUCAUCAACAGCAGCGAUUAACUCCGGAGCAAGAGGAGUUUCUUGUUCAGUGGAUUUUAGAUGAGGAUCUUCGCGCUCAGCCUCCAGCGCACUCCCGUGUACGAGAGAUAGCGAUCCAGAUCCUUCACAUGAACGGCGAUUACGAACCUCUCAGUCACAACUAG
Molecule: messenger RNA, 315 nt
Organism: Alternaria arborescens
Lineage: Eukaryota; Fungi; Ascomycota; Dothideomycetes; Pleosporales; Pleosporaceae
Exons: 1
Coding region: 1-315 (104 amino acids)
Source: RefSeq, a predicted model, not a curated record